AUGGCACGUCCACCCGUACAUCCACCCGCUGGACUCGGCGUCGAUGUCAAUGUCGGUGUACAUUCAUCAUCUUCGCACACUUUCGCUCAUUCCUACGUACUUCCCAAUAAUAUCAGACCUGAAGACUUCGAUGGCCAAUCUCAAUCUCGAUCAUCCUCUCAUUCACCUAUCGAUGGUGGGAGCGGGAGUGGAAAUGAAGAAUUAUGGUGUGAUCCCGAUGAUCUACUUGCUAUUCCGAUCUACGAUCCCUUAACUGAAUCCCAAGCCGAUCCUUUAUUCCCUUCGCCACAUAAAUUUAAUCUAAUGGUUCAAGAUUAUUUGAAAAACCUUUCACCUAAGAAGAGAGAAAAAGCAUUACUCACUCAGAAAAUGUAUGAUGCCGUUUUAUCCGUCUUGCAAGAUCCUAAAGAUACUUCUACCAAGACUGCUCAAUUUAGGUUCUGGGCGAAGAAGAUGUUUCAACUUACGACAUUUGGUCCGGAGAAGGUCGUGUGUCACGAUCAUAAGCCCGUUGCGGUAAAAGAACAGAUAUAUGAGGUUUUGUGCCAUUGUCAUGCUCAGGCUGGACAUGGUGGAAGAGAUAAGACGAGUGCUCAGGUCAGAAGAUAUUAUUCUUGGAUCCCUAAAGAGAUAAUCGCUCGAUUUGUAAGGGACUGUCCAUUUUGUCAAUCCAGGCGAACUCAAUCAUCAGCCGGGUUCAGUAAUAUGACUGAAUCUCAAGCUUUCUUGAUAUCCCUCCAAACGUCCGAUACGCAAUUAGCCAACAAACGACCUGUGUCCCUCGCCCAAGCUCGAGCCAACGCAGCUGCACUAGGCCACAAGCCAUAUAGACGACCAUCUAUACGGACCAUCGACUCGUGUAGGUCUAGAAGAGGUUCAGCAGUAUCCGAUGAUGGUUAUAUCCAUUAUACCAAUCCUGACGGUACUUCUUCGAUGGGUAUGGAAAUAUCAUCUUCAACGUCAAAUUAUGAUGACAGUCAAGAUUCGUUAUACGUACCUUCGUCUUCAUACGAAUUUCCGGGUACCAACAACUCCUUUACGGAGGGUGAACAAAGUCAGAGCAACCUGAAUGUUUUCAGUCAAUCUCAUCCACCCUUACCUAGACGAGCAAGUUCAUAUCAUGAACAAUCUCUGUUGUUAGAUGUGAGACCGAUAUCAUCAGAAUCGAUGAUUCGUCGAAAUUCGGAAUCCAAUAUCCUAUCUUCUCACACCCACGGCCAUGUUCACAACCAAAUGAUCUAUUCCAAUCCGUCUUCUGCAAAUCCCGAUCUAGCAGGUGGGAAUCAAUUCUUAUCCGUACCGGGUUCGUCAUUCUAUGGUGGAGGGGGUUUAUGCCGAACGACAUCUUCAUCGAGUCUUAAUUCCCUCAAUGACGACUCACUAUCUGUAUCUGAGAUGAGUUACUUCGACACCACAGCCAAUCAAUUCGAUGAAUAUAAGAUCGAAGAAUGGAGAGAAGGUAGUAAUGCAAUGUAUCAUCAAUCGAUAUCUGGAAAUACAACUCCGUUAGAUGGAUCAUUCAAUUUCCCAAUGACCAACUUGUCAGUUGACUUACCUGGAAUUGGUAUGGAGGUAAACCUUUUGGGCAAUUCUUUAUCCCUAUCGGCACCUCCAAGUACAUACAUGUUACCUGUACCCGAAUUCAACUUUGAUCACAUCACGUCACUCAGUCUGAACCCUGUCGAAUCUGAUUCAUCCCAGGGGCAGGGGCAAGUACAAGUGCAAGAUCAAGCUACUUUAGAUGCGAUGGUAGCUGUUCAAAGGAUGUUUGAUCAAAAUAAUAUUUUCUCCCUUGGUGAAUCAGCAGGGAUGACACAAGAUCAAAUUAUCGAAAUGCACGAUAACAAUGAUCCAUCCUUAUUAUCCCUAAACCUAAAUAUAUCGAAAGAACAGGUCAACUCCUCGAGUGAAGUGAUGAGUCAUAGCCAGAUGAGCGGGAAGACAGAUGAAGAGAUAAACGCGGAAUUAGAAGCGAUUAGUAUAUUAGCUAUGGCCACUCAGGAAUCAGCAGAUAAGGGGUAUCGCGUCAGCGAAGAAAAUUUGAAACAUAUGGAAUACGUUUUAUCCCAAGCGAUAAUCAAUGAAGACGCGAGGAAGAACUCAAUUUCAGGUUCAAUACCUCCUCCGACGGUUAUAAUCGAACAACCUCCUCUCACGACUUCACAAAUCAAUGAUAAAACCGGUGGUAAUGAUAUUUUCUUAUUCAGUACUGGGGAGAAUGGAUUUCCACCUAUAAUGGUGGAAGAACCGAAAUCUGACUUGGACUUACAACAACAACUUGAUUCGCAUACGAUGGAUUUCACUCAAUGGCCUGAAUUCACUUUAUCGUGA
This is a messenger RNA of Kwoniella botswanensis, 2331 nucleotides long. RefSeq lists its product as uncharacterized. The record is from RefSeq and is a predicted model, not a curated record. The transcript has 3 exons. NCBI's taxonomy places the organism in Eukaryota, Fungi, Basidiomycota, Tremellomycetes, Tremellales, Cryptococcaceae. The coding region runs from base 1 to 2331 and encodes 776 amino acids.